GUGAAGCCACCAGUACAUCAACAUCAUCUACGUAUUUUCACCUGCUUUUACAUCUGCUACUGUGUAAGAGUCGAAGCACGGCAAACGAAAGUUUUCCUCUCAGACCAUAGACCACGCCAGUAUACCUUAAUGAUAACACACAUCUUUGGUUUAGUCUGAACGAGUCCGAAGCCUUUCGCAUUUAUAACCUGGCAGCGUGACGCCGUUGCCCGUGCCAUGCAGCUUUCUUAUAACUUGCGAAGCCUGAUGACGUCCUUACUUGCCGGUGCCUAAAAGAGUUGAGGUCAGCAGGUCACGUUGUGUCCUGGCAAGGCUGGAGCCUUCGACCAGAAGUCACUCUCCGGGCGAUGGCGCUUACCCCCAGCUCAGCUCCACUUGUGGCGGUCGGACUGACCUCUAUAAAGCUCAGAUCCCCCGUCGAGAAAGGAGCGGACACAUCAUCUGGAGAAGCCUUUGAAGUCCUAAAUACCUCGGACUUCAUCAACCCGCUAUGGGACAGGGCCACCUCGCACACGUCCAUAUGGAACGACGGUUAUACUGUCAACAAGGUCAUUGGAAACCAGCGUGUGCCGCCUGAGCUGCAGGGAAGAACGUACGCCUUUGUUGCACGGAACCGAGGAUGGGACAUGAAGACGGACGACUACUUGCAGGUGAAGUUCUCAUACGACUGUGAGGUCUACGUACUCCUGGUGAACGAGCGUGCGGCGGUGCCGCCAUGGGUGGAGAGCAAGUUCACCAAGAUUUCUGAGAGCAAGAUGGCACUCAAAGUAGACUGGCACCUACCAAUCCACAUCAAGAUGAUGGCGCUGAUGUCCCAGAAGCUUCAGAUGUGCAACCGAGCCCACCUGAACGUGUGGAAGAGCAAGAUCAAGUGCCAGGCGGGCGUCACGUACACCUUCGGCGGAAAUGAGGGCCGCGACACACUGCUGGACUAUUCCUACAUCUUCGCCUGGCGCCCGCUCGACACGGCGGCCCGCGCCGGCACGGAGCCCGGCGGGGCCGCGCUGCGCCACGACGCGAACCGCGGUGCGGAGGAGUCCCUGCGCCUCCUGCAGCGCGUGCAGGCGGAGCUGGAGGUGCAGGCCGUGUGCGACGAGCUGGAGGCCUUUCGCCGGUCGUAUGGCGUGUACGAGGAGUGCCGGCAGGCGGUGCUGGGCGCCGGCGGGGCCGCGGCGGAGCAGCUGCGGCGGCUGCGGCCCUGGUACGUGACGCACGACGGGCUGCUGCUGAGCACGGUGUGCGCCUCAAAGACUGCCAGCCUGGAGCUGGUGCUGCUGCUGGUGAAGCAGGGCGCGGAGCUGGACGAGGUGGCAUGCAGGUACCUGCUGCACAAGGUGGCCACCAACCCCGAGGCGCUGCACGGGGCCGGCUUCCGCGAUCUGCGCCAUCUGAUGCUGCACUACGUGUACAGCCGCCGCCGCCCCGUGUCCUCCACGUUGGCGCUGGCCAAGGUGCUGGACGAGGUGGCGGUGGUCAGGAAGGCCAAACAUAAGGAGUACACUCAGGUGGCCCUCACGCUGCGGCAGCUGGCCAUGGCGCUUGUGGAGAAGCUGGAUGCGCUGGAGGCGGCGGCGGCAGGCGCAGCCGGCAACGAGGCCGGCGCAGCCGCCACUACGGCGGCAGGCGCCAGGGCUCCACCAGCAGCAGCCAUCACAGCUGAUGUGCAACCUGUGGUGAAAGCAGGCAGCGGGGAGGUCAGCGGGGAGGUGCGGCAGCAGCCGCGCAUCGGCCAUGAUGACGAUUCACUGCUUGAAGAGUUGGGGCUGGAGGGAGGCGCGGCGCCGCCCGCGGCGCACGUGGUGGCGGGAGGGGUCACGGUCAGGGUUACGGCUGCCACUGCGCCGGCGAUGGCAGGGAGCCCGCCCAAGGCCGCCGCCGCCGCGAGCUACCCGGGUGGCGGUCUCAUCAUUCCAGGCGGCGGCGCUGGCGCUGGCAAUGCCGGCGAUGCUGAUGAUGACCCAGAUGCCAUUUAUGCGGCAGACGACGCCGCCGCGGCUGUGGCGGACGACGCCUACUUCGGUUGUGGCGCGGGCUGCGCCAAGGUGGCGAGCCUGGAUGACGUGCUGAUCUUGCCGCAGCACACACAGGUGGUGCCGGGCGCUGCAGCAGGGCAGCAGCACCAGGGCCACAUCGGCGGCGCGUCGCUGCCGCCCUCGCUGAACGACAUGAGUCCGCUGGACCUGGCGUGUGAGACGAAGGACGUGGAUUUCGUUUCCACCAGCGUAGUUCAGGGCUACCUGCAACGCUGGUGGGUGGGAGUGGACUACACCGCAACCGCACUGCAGGACUACGGCACGAUGCUCAGCUACUUCGACCACCACAUGGUGCUGCGCAUCCUGCAGAACGCGGGCUUCGUGGGCGGCCUGGGCAUGCUGGCGGUCAGGUAUAUGUCCUACCUGGUUCACUUCAUGAUGUUCUCCUCGCGCCCCUUCUACGACUCGCCCCGCGGCCGCUGGGCGUUCCGGCUGCUGUGCGAGGCCUUUUUCCUCUACAUCUUCCACUCCGUGCAGCUGGCGGAGCACCAAACCUUCAUGUGGCAGCACGCGGUGCUGGUGCUGCACGUGGCGUCAAUGAUUGUGGAUGAAAUUUAUGAGCUGAUGGCAUUUCACGAGGGCCGACCGGUGGUUUACUUCCGCGACGGCUUCAACAUCAUCGAGGGAGUUACCAUGGUGCUGCUCGUGUGCUCGGGCGCCUGCAAGGCGACCACGUUCGUGCUGACGGAUGGCGAGGACGACUCCCGAUACAGCGAGCUGCAGACGGCGUCAGACUUCCUGUUCAACACCGCAUCUAUCUUCGUGUGGGCGCGGCUGCUGAAGUUCAUGAUUCCCCUGUACGACGGCAUGGGCAGCCUGCUGAUGGUCAUCAGCAAGAUGACCGUCGAGGUGCUAAAGUUCGCGCUGCCAGGAGUCGUCAUCAUGCUGGGAGUGGCCUUCACCAUGUACGCGACCUACAGGGGCCGUGGCAUCCCCGGAAUGGACUCCUUCCCCAACGUGAUGCUGCUGCUAUUCCGAACCUUCCUGGGAGAGACCAUGUUCGACACGAUCUCCGAUGAAACCGACACGCUGUACGUCGUGUACGGCACCAUCGUGAUUCUGCUGUACGCGAUUGCGGCCGCUGUCGUACUGGCCAACCUGCUGAUUGCGCUCAUCAGCUCACACUUCCAGCCGGAGCUGGCGGAGGCUCAGUCGCGGCUGCAGCGCGCUGACAUGGUCAGCUCCUACAACUUCAUGGUGCGCAACCAGCUGCUGGGCGCCCCCUUCAGCCUGCCGCUGCUGGUGGUGACGGAACUGCUGCCGUCCGGGAUGCGGCCCUGGGCGGGCGACUACGCCGACGGCUGGGACGCUUACGGUGUGCUGCCCAUGGACGGCCUGCCCAUGCCGCCCGAGACCCGUAAGGAGCGGCGCUACCCCAAGGGCAGCCGCGAGCUGCCGUACGUCAUCUACCUCCUCACCUUCUACCCGGCGGUCAUGGUGCUGACGUGGGCCGCGUGCAUCCUGCUGAUGCCGUACUGCCUGGCGUACUUUGCCCUGUACGGCUACCGCAACUGGCUGGAGGAGCUGAGGUCGGCGGACCCAGAGGCGGAGGAGGCAGCGGAGUCUCCGGAUAGGCCGCUGGGCGGUGCCGCGCCGCCGCAGAUGCUGAAGGGCCUGGCCGGCGCGGCGCUGGGCGGCGGCUCUGGGCGGCUGCAGGGCUACCCAUCGGCGGCCGCGGCCUCCGCUGCGCCUGCAGCUGCCAUCCACCACAUAACCACUACCGCUUCGGAGCGGCCGCCAUCUGCACGGUUGCACAGUGCCACUAACAAGGUGGUGCCUGAAAAGCCGCCGCAGCCAUCACAGCAGUCCACACCACAUCACACCAUGGAGGACUCUGCGCCCAGCUCGUCCGGCUCGUCACACAUCAUGGCUGUGCACGCUGUGCCCGCAGCCUCGGGCGCAGGACCGGUGUCUGAGUCCCGCGUCCACGACGCGCCCCCGCAACAAGACACAUCAGCUGUGGUCCGCCCGGGGUCGGCCACACGCGGUGACCAAGGAGCUGCUUUCGCUGCAGCUGGCGCCGUCGGCGGCGUAAGGCCGCUGGGCGCUUUCCGCGCCGCUCUGGCCUGGUUCUUCCUUGGACUGGAGCCGCGGCGGCCAGGGACGAGCGGCAAGCCGAUGUGGCGGCGGCCGGGCCAGGAUGCGGCGGCCAAGUGGCAGCAAACGCAGCAGGCACAAAGCCAGCCGUGGGACCACCAGGAGCGAGCCGCCAGCAUUGCGUGGCUGGUGCUGCGCACGCUGGCCUACGUCACCUCGCGGCCCGUGUGGCUGCUGCUGGGGCUGCUGCUGUACGUGGGCGUGUUCGGCGGGCUGCUGGUGGUGGCGUGGGGCGGGCUGUACCAGUGGGUGUGGCGCGUGUGCUACUACUCACACUGGGUGCUGCGCGGCUGGGUGGAGGGCUGGUUCCCGGUGCUGGAGAAGGUGCCGGCAGCCGCCGCCGGCACUACUGGCCCCCAGCAAGUAUCCGGCGCCGCAGCCAAGGACGGUAAACAGGGACAACAACCUCAGCCUCAGUUCCAGCAGGUGGAUGCUGACGUGGCAGCGGCCGGGGUGGACCUGGCGGCGUGGGUGGGCCUGCAGUGGGCCAAGCGCCUGGAGCAGCGGCCAGCGCUGUCGCCAGCCGACAUCCGCGGCGCCAUGCGCGACGCGGGGCUGCCGGAAGGUGACGUGGCGCUGGCGGUGAAGGGCGCGGGGCCGCACUGGAAGGAGGUGGAGAAGCAGGCGCUGGAGCGGGAGCACGUGCGGCGCGCGGACCAGGGGCUGGUGCGGCGGCUGACGGCGGUCAUCCGGGAGCAGCUGAAGGAAUCGGUGCGGGAGGCGCUGGCGGAGGCGGGCGUGGUGGCGUCCAGUGGACUGCCGCGGCAGCUGUAGCUGCAGCUGUUGAUGGUGACAGUGACUGUGGUGGGCCGGCGGCAGGCCGCGUGGUGGUAAUCAAGGCGCUUGAUGAAGCAGUUUGGUCCUUGGUGUGUCUUGGACUUGGAGCGGAUGAAUUCUUCAUUCAUUGCCAUGGCAUUGGUGUACUGACUGCCGCACUGCGCGGUUUAUGCGAAGCGGCGAACCCCGCUGGGGUUUUACGUGUGCCGUGAUCUCAAGUCCGUGAUUCAUCAUUCGUACGUAUCCCUUCAUGGAAUCAUCACGCUUCAUCACGCUUGCUUGUUGCAUUGCUAUAUUUGCCCUGCCGAAUUCUUGCAAACGCCCUUGGCCGGACGCCACUGUGUGACGUGGGCAAUGCGAGUCGUGGUUGCCUUCUUGACUGGCGGCAUGUGAAUUCGUAGGCGCGCUUGCUGGGGGGAGGGGGAAAGUGUGGCACUGCGGUUGGGUUUUCUUCUUAAUGUGAGCGUUUUGACCCAUUGGCAUCAGGCGCUGGCAGUCGCUUCCAUGCUUGCUUAAUUUAUCGAGGGCUGGAGCUCAUGCCUGAUUUCUCGGCAAGGCCCGGGUGUGCGCGGGGACGGAUUGCUCGCUAGCGGAACAGCAAUGCGCAGAGGUUCUUGUGCAUGUAUAAGAAAGCUGCCUCAAUAAUCACUGUU
Chlamydomonas reinhardtii is the source of this 5560-nucleotide messenger RNA. RefSeq lists its product as uncharacterized. Lineage: Eukaryota; Viridiplantae; Chlorophyta; Chlorophyceae; Chlamydomonadales; Chlamydomonadaceae. Gene Ontology annotation, molecular function: store-operated calcium channel activity; inositol 1,4,5 trisphosphate binding. Gene Ontology annotation, cellular component: membrane; cation channel complex. The record is from RefSeq and is a predicted model, not a curated record. The transcript is spliced from 26 exons. Bases 627 to 4904 code for a protein of 1425 amino acids. Gene Ontology annotation, biological process: regulation of cytosolic calcium ion concentration; manganese ion transport; calcium ion transmembrane transport.